Messenger RNA from Neogale vison (American mink), 2829 nucleotides. It is a transcript of the gene SPATA6L, whose product is annotated as spermatogenesis associated 6 like. The transcript is spliced from 14 exons. The record is from RefSeq and is a predicted model, not a curated record. Gene Ontology annotation, biological process: spermatogenesis. NCBI's taxonomy places the organism in Eukaryota, Metazoa, Chordata, Mammalia, Carnivora, Mustelidae. Gene Ontology annotation, molecular function: myosin light chain binding. Bases 222 to 1490 code for a protein of 422 amino acids.
CCGUGUCCCGAGAUCUCCAGCAGCUUCAUAAGGGGCCGCAUGCUACCCCAGGACGAGCUCUCCCCGGCGCACACCCCCAGCUUCUUGGACAGCCACAGAUUUCUUGCCCAGGGGUGUUCCUUCCUGACAAACAAGAUGUGUACCUUGGCGUGUACCUCCUCAAUCAGUACCUGGAGACGGACUGCUUUCCCUCUGUGUUCCCUAUUCUGGUUCAGCAGAGCAUGAGGUUUGAAAAGGUAUUUGAAAAUGCAAUAGAUCCUGGGGCUGUAGCAGACAUUUUAGAAAGCUUCCUAACCAGGUUUGAAUUAAUACAGCUAGUACCUCCAGUGUGGGAGGAGUUGGCCUGCUAUGAAGAAAACACACGGGAUUUCCUUUUCCCUGAACCCAAGCUGACACCUUCGCUCCCUGGGAUGUGCCGGGAGGUGCUCAUGAAGACGAUCGAGGGGUUUCCAGGCAUUGCUCCCAAAAUAGAGUUUUCUACAAGGACAGCCAUCAGAGAACGUGUGUUUCUUCAAAGAAACAGAUUUCCUGAAGAAAGAUAUAAUAACUCAGGAAGGCCUUUAUCUGCAACAGAUGGACCCAAACUCCCCUUAAAUAAUACGAAGAGGAAGCCAAAGGACAGUAAUCUCAACAGACUGCCCCAAAGCGUGCAAACCCGCGCACCCUCUCCCGUGUCCGCCCGACGCUGCUUUCACGACCAGCCUGCUCAGCUGAACCUUGGAAAUAACAUCAGGCUCUCCGGGGGAAGCAAACCUCCAUUUGUAGUGAGACACGUGGACAGUGCAAAGCCUUUUGGCGAGAAUAUUUCAGAGUAUCAGUCCCGAAAGUCGAGAAGAAAACUUAAGUUUUCAAACUUGCCUUUUCCGGGGAGAAGAGCUGCUUCUCUUGACAGCCUUGCCGCUAACGUAAAGAUUAUCAAAGAGCCAGAUGAACGGAUUGUUUUAAGGAAAGAAUCAUCGUCACCUUUCGACUCGAGUAAGUUCGAAAAACCCUCGCCCAGUUACAGUAACCAAGGGGAUGCCGAUUUCCUCGGGGAAGCUUCGUUCACCACCUCCCAGCAUUCCAGAUCCGCCAGCCCUCCUCGGGAUGAGCCCCUUGUCUGCGACGAAAGGUUCCACCCUUGCUCUCAGUCCUCCUGGAGGAAGAUCCACGAAAGGGUAUGCAGUCUCCUGACAUCCCACAGAGCUCAGCAAAACCUGCACAAGGAAUAUUCUGUCUCUGGAGCAAAGUAUAUCAUUGAGAGACCAAGCUACCUGGUGAAGGGAUACCCGCGUGUGAAACUUCCAGCUGCACAAGGGAACCCAAAGGAGAGCAGGAGGAGCGUCGUGGACAACUCACUCAGGGAGCCAACUGACUCGUCCUCAGAGAAAGGAACAACAGCUUUUGUUACGAAUCACCAGUGUCUCACCCCUUUCAAAUCAAACCCUGUACUCAGUCAUUUGUGCCCAGAUCUUACAGGAGCUAGAGGGAGCUACUAUGUAGAGGGAUAACCUGAAAAAUCCUCUAGGAAAAGGCUGACAACCUGAUUUUCUUUUCGGUAAAUCUGUUUUUUGGGUUGGUUUGUUUUUUAGUGUUAGGCUUGAUUUACGCAAAGUCCACUGACAACUUAGGAAGGGGGAGCCUUACAUCUGGAGAGCUCAGAUCUUGCUCUAAAUAUUCCCCGUCUAGGAUGCAUUUGUAAGGGGAGCCUGGUUUCUUCGGACUGUAGUUUAAACCACUCCUCUGUCACCCGCCCCCGCCCCUUUUCCAGCCGUGCUUAGUACGUUUAUAAGAGGAACAAAACCUUUCUCAAAUAUUUCUCUGAAAGAGCUACUUUAAGUAAAUAUACUCUGCAAACAUGACUGCCAAAACCAGAUUUAAAAUGAGCUAGAAGGCACCUGGGGACACGUUCACACAGACUGAGGGAGCAGGAGGAGGAGGACGGGCCGCGACACGUGGGGCUGGAGACGCGUUUGUCUCUGUGCGGACAGGCCCAGAGCCAGGGGGCCUGAAAACGGGAGCCUUGGUCUUUCCUUCGCGUUGUGACCCGGCAUUUUCCUCUGCCGUACCCUACGUCCUUUUUUAGUUUUUAAAGGAUUCAGUGAGAGUCAAAUUUCCUUCUCUCAUUAGGACCACAGUAAUCGGUUUGUGAGGUAAAUGAGGAAUACAACAUUAAUAAAUAAAGGAGGAAAAAAAACCCCAAAACAAUAAAACAAAGUUCACUUACUCUCUUCUCAAUUUCCAGCCACACAGUAAAGGUGUGUGUGUGAUAACAGGGAUUUCAUCCACUUUGGAAAACAGACAAAUGCUUGAUUACACCUGCUUGUCUGUUCGGGGGUGUCUGAGACUACAGUUGUCCAUUAUUUUGAUGUCUAGUCAUCAUUAAAAAUAAAAAAAAUACUGUGUUAUGUGAAGGCUAUGACCUGAGGCCCAGAAAAGAACGUCUUACAAAGGACAUAAGCAGCUCGAGGAAGCCCAUUCCAGUGGGUUGGCGUCCCGGGUCAGUCGGCUCCAGCAGGUGCUGGCACGGUGGCUCUGCAGGUUUUCUGAAAUGGUUUGAGUCUAACUCCUCAAUUCAGUUUAGGUAUCAGAUCUUAAAUGCCCAUACUUAUUUAAAGUCUUUUUUUUUUUUUCUGUUCUGCAAAUCAAUCUUCUUUUACUUUCUGAUCAGUUAGCUCUAUUGUUUAUUCUUAUUUUACCUUUCUUCUGUCUCAAGGAGUUAUUUCCAUUUUGAGCAAUCACCUUGGGGCCAGGAUUGCAGUUGAGGUAUUUUACUUUUGGGGUAUAUAAGAAUGAAUAAUUUUGUGAGGGAUUGGGAUUCCUUUGGGAAGAUCUGUGUCAUUAAACAUG